Messenger RNA from Colletotrichum scovillei, 2747 nucleotides. RefSeq names its product ab-hydrolase associated lipase region. The record is from RefSeq and is a predicted model, not a curated record. Bases 284 to 2221 code for a protein of 645 amino acids. NCBI's taxonomy places the organism in Eukaryota, Fungi, Ascomycota, Sordariomycetes, Glomerellales, Glomerellaceae. The transcript has 5 exons.
CAUCUUCUUCCCUCUGGAAACCUCAGACUUCCCACACACCGCGGACCACUCAACUUCCAGAUUCGUUCCGCUGACACACAUUCUUGCCUCCAGCCAUUGCCAGUCGAGAAACUACCUUACGCAGCAGUCAAAUCACUUAAGCUUUUCGUCGUCUGCGCAUUCAGCGAUAAUGGCUUGAGAUCCCCUUGCAACCUUUUCUUCUUCUUUCUCUCUUAGACAUACUCGUUCCUGCCGCGCCACGGCUUCUACGUUAGAUUAAUCUCGUUCCAAUUGCGCAACCACGAUGGCUAUCCCUUUCAUUGGGCGAUUGAACAUCGUCGAAUAUGUAGCUCUAGUGGGGUCCUUCCUACUUGUCGGGCUCGAGGCUAUCAUCCGUAUCCUGACCUUGGCUCUGCCUUCGCCGCUCAUCUCGCUCUUCUAUAGAGCUUCCCGUCGCUUAUUUAACCGAUAUUCGACUCCGGAACAGAAGCGCGCCGAGCAAAAAAAGAAAUCCAUCUCCACCUCCGUGCGAGACGCCUCCGACUUUGUGGAUCUUUGCCGCCUGUACGGAUAUGAAGCUGAAGAGCAUGUCCUCCAGACCAAGGAUGGAUACUUGCUCGGUCUGCACCGCCUGGCAUGGAAGAAGGGCGAGGAGGAACAAAAGAUCAACAGCGGACCGGGAAGUCUGAAGAAGAAGGUCUUGUACCUACACCAUGGGCUGCUCAUGAACUCCGAGGUGUGGGUAUGCUUGACCGACGAGCAGCGAUGUCUUCCUUUUGUGCUCGUCGAGAAGGGCUAUGAUGUCUGGCUUGGCAACAACCGCGGCAACAAGUACUCCAAGAAGUCGGUGCAUCACUCGCCCAAGUCGACUGAUUUUUGGAACUUUUCCAUCGACGAAUUCGCCUUCCACGAUAUCCCGGACAGCAUCUCGUACAUCCUAGAGACAACUUCGCAGGAGAGCUUGUCGUACAUCGGCUUCUCUCAGGGGACCGCGCAGGCAUUUGCCACCCUUGCUAUCCAUCCCAAGCUGAACCAGCAGGUCAAUGUCUUCAUUGCCUUGGCGCCGGCCAUGUCGCCAGCAGGUCUUUCGAACGGAAUCGUCGACGCUCUGAUUAAAGCCUCACCCCAGGUUCUGUUCCUCCUCUUCGGCCGCCGAUCCAUCCUCAGCUCCGCCACCAUGUGGCAGUCCAUUCUUUACCCGCCCAUCUUUGUUAGAGUCAUCGAUAUGGGUCUUUCCUUUUUGUUCAAUUGGCAGACGAAGAACAUCACACUCAGCCAAAAGCUUGCGGCGUAUCCUCAUCUGUACUCCUUCACUAGCACAAAGAGUGUGGUUCACUGGUUCCAGAUCAUUCGGAACAAGUCGUUCCAAAUGUACGAUGACGAUGUCCACCCGCCCAUGUCGAUAAGCUCUUCCAGCAAGUACACCAAGGUCGCCAAAUACCCCACACGCAAUAUCAAGACGCCCAUCGUUCUUGUUUACGGCGGUAGCGAUUCGUUGGUCGACAUCAAAGUCAUGCUCAAGGAGCUCCCCACCCAGACAAUCGCCACCGAGAUCCCUCACUAUGAGCACCUCGACUUCCUAUGGGGUAAAGACAACAACGUCCAGGUGUUCCCUCACGUUUUCGAUGCUCUCGACAGUUUCACCGAUGCCCAACAUACCAAGGAGGAAUACGACCGCUACCAGCUGGCAAGACAAGAGAGUCUUAUGGGCUCCGGGAAUGCAUACAAGAGGCACGCUUAUAGAGAUAGCGAUGUUUCUGGCGAUGUCUCUGCCAGCGAAGCCUCCAAUGCUGUGGAUGAGGGCCGAAACGGCAACGGUGUUGAGACUGUGGAGAGACCGACUUCCCAAAAUAAGACCCGUGACCGUCCUUCUGGGAUCCCUUCCCCGUAUAACACCACCCGCCUGCGUACUCCAUACUCCCAAGUUGCAGCCGACGACGAGUCGCCGUCACCCUCUCCAGAUAGGCCAUCCAGCCGCGCGGCCGAAGGCGAAGAGCGACCGGACAGCUCGUUGAGCCACCGCGAGUCUCCAACGUCCAAGCUUAAGGGCAUCGGCGUUCGGCGCGGAAGCGGAGGCAGCCACCUGAGCCUGGAUAGUAUGCGCGAGGGACGGGGUAUCAGUCUCGGGACGAGUAAGGCCCUGGGCGGCGUGGUCACGAAGAAUCCCAUUGAUCCCAAGGGGCUUCCUGAUGAGAGCAAGACCGGUGGGAAAAAGAAGAAGCGCGUGACGGUUGCGCCGUAGGCCUUGGAUGUCAAGGGCUUCGGAGGUGUAGGAUAUGGAUUGGACCAAGGCGGCAAAACAGCACAUCUUUUGUAGUGUAAUGUAUUCACCGUACUCGCCCUGAUUGGACCAGACGGCGAACUGAUUCCUAGUGUUUCACUUGUCUCUAUCAUUUCUGAGGUCUUCCACCACGUCUGUACCCAACAAUUCAAGACGCGCACCUCAAUAAUUGAGCCAAGUGCCAAAGCUUUCCUGCUCAUUGUUUGAUGCAACCUCUGCACGUGCUCAUCGAUCGGGAGCUCCCCCUCACCUGGCAAAAGUAUAUCUGUGUUGCGGGCCGAUAGGAUCAGUUACCUUGUGGAUUGCGGAGAACUACGUAGAAAAUUGGAUUAAGCUCAAGACUAGGGGAGUCUGGACGAACACCCUUGUAACCUCGCCGUCCCUGGUUACUUGAAGCGAUUUGACAGAUUAAGUAUGAAUGCUUUCGAUUUACCCAUGUUGAUCACGCAUGUAAUUAUGGUAACAAGAACGGCAUCUGUUAUGGCGC